UUCAAAAAGAAGUCGAUACAUGUAUAUAAUAUUAUUUCUAUAGCCUAUACUAUACUUUAGAAAAGAUGGAGACUUCAGCAGUUUCAAGCCCAGACAAAAUUAUAGAAGAUCUUGGAGGAUGUGGUCGUCUCCAGAUAAGAAUCGGCAUUACAGUUCAUGCAACUAAAGGUCUCAUUUGCUUUAGUAUAAUGAGUAUGAUAUUGAUUUCGGCGACUCCACAAUGGUGGUGUGUUAGUGACGUCACAUCUUCUAAUAUGACGUCAUGUGUAGACAGCAAAAACAACUCAUUGUUUUGUCAUGAAAAGAAAUGUCAUGUAAAUGGUACUAAAUGCAGCCGAUUUGUAUUCGAAGGAAGUGCUAGAACUGUGGUUACCGAGUUCAAGCUUUUAUGUGGGCUAGACUAUAUACCGAGCACGGUCAUGUCAAUGCAGACAUUUGGCAUGCUUGCCGGUGCUCUUGCAGCCGGGCAACUUUCAGAUCUUUUUGGAAGGAAACCGCCUUACUUCGCUGGCCUCUUAUGUCUAUUGAUCUUCAAUUUGAUAGGUUUUUUCUCUGUAAAUUGGAUUAUGUUUGCAAUAGCUAGACUUUUCAUUGGUAUAGGCUCCGGGAUGUUUUUAGCUAUACAAUAUUGCAUAGUGUCAGAGUUCUCUCUUGCUAGAUGGCGUGCAUGGGUUACAGGUUUUCCAAGCUGGCCUAUUUUGUCAUGUUUGUUUGCAUUGUGCGCAUGGCUGAUUCAGGAUUGGCGUUAUAUUCAACUACUGUGCUGCCUCCUUGCUUUGCCUUGCCUUCUGACUUGGUUGUUUGCUCUUGGCCUGGUAUUCUAUGGUAUAAGUUUCGGUAUCCAAGCAUUAGCAGGAAAUAUCUACCUAAAUUUGUUCUUGUUCAGUGUCGUCAGCAUACCUGCAAAAAUAAUCACGGUCUAUUUGACGAAUAGAUUAGGGCGAAGGAUUGCAGCUAUGAUUUGCUUUUUGGGUGUCGCAGUUGGUGGGCUUGUGGCCGGGAUAGCUCAAGCUGUUGCAAGUAUAACCAUCAACAUGGCUUGGGGACCAAUACAGACAAUGACAAUAGAAGUUUACCCUACUGUUAUAAGAAAUAUCGGUUUCGGAUCUUUAAGUGUCAUUGCCCGCUUUGGUGCAAUUCUAGGACCACAGUUUGUUUACUUGAACAUGUAUGUGCCAGGAUUGUUGUUCUUCGUUUGUGGUGGAAUAGCGGUAUUGUGUCUUGUCUCACAACAGUUUUUACCGGAAACGCGAGAUUCAAAAUUUAAACGACAAACUACACAAACAGGAAGUGGACGUAAUGCCCCUCGAGAGAAAGAUACUGAUAUUAAAUGA
This is a messenger RNA of Ruditapes philippinarum (Manila clam), 1334 nucleotides long. Its product is annotated as organic cation transporter protein-like. The record is from RefSeq and is a predicted model, not a curated record. Gene Ontology annotation, molecular function: transmembrane transporter activity. Gene Ontology annotation, biological process: transmembrane transport. NCBI's taxonomy places the organism in Eukaryota, Metazoa, Mollusca, Bivalvia, Venerida, Veneridae. Gene Ontology annotation, cellular component: membrane. The transcript is spliced from 7 exons. Bases 66 to 1334 code for a protein of 422 amino acids.